Microtus oregoni (creeping vole) is the source of this 1238-nucleotide messenger RNA. RefSeq names its product secretory carrier membrane protein 5 (gene Scamp5). NCBI's taxonomy places the organism in Eukaryota, Metazoa, Chordata, Mammalia, Rodentia, Cricetidae. Bases 202 to 909 code for a protein of 235 amino acids. Gene Ontology annotation, cellular component: recycling endosome membrane; trans-Golgi network membrane. The transcript has 7 exons. The record is from RefSeq and is a predicted model, not a curated record. Gene Ontology annotation, biological process: protein transport.
GCGGGAGCGCGCAGGGCCCGCCUCGGACGCGCGCGCACGCUCCCCGCCCCCAAUCCGGGAGCCGCUGGCGGCCGGCUCCGCGCCUCAUCGCCGGGUGCAGCGCAGCUCAGCUCGGUGCAACACGACUGCUUUUCUGCAGCGGAGUGGUCGGGGCUGUUCAGGACAAAGGUGUGAGCAGAAUACUGGACUGGCUGGUCCAUCAUGGCGGAGAAAGUGAACAACUUCCCACCGCUGCCCAAAUUUAUCCCGCUGAAGCCAUGUUUCUACCAGGACUUUGAAGCAGACAUCCCUCCUCAGCAUCUCAGCUUGACCAAGCGCCUCUACUACCUCUGGAUGUUGAACAGCGUCACGCUGGCCGUGAACCUGGUGGGCUGUCUCGCGUGGCUGAUCGGAGGCGGGGGAGCCACCAACUUUGGCCUCGCCUUUCUCUGGCUCAUCCUCUUCACACCUUGCUCCUACGUCUGCUGGUUUCGGCCCAUUUACAAGGCCUUCAAGACAGACAGCUCCUUCAGCUUCAUGGCCUUCUUCUUCACCUUCAUGGCCCAGUUGGUCAUUAGCAUCAUCCAGGCUGUGGGAAUUCCAGGCUGGGGUGUCUGCGGCUGGAUCGCCACCAUCUCCUUCUUCGGUACGAACAUUGGCUCAGCGGUGGUGAUGCUCAUUCCCACGGUCAUGUUUACAGUUGUGGCUGUCUUUUCCUUCAUCGCCCUUAGCAUGGUUCAUAAGUUCUACCGGGGCAGCGGGGGCAGUUUCAGCAAAGCUCAGGAGGAAUGGACCACUGGUGCAUGGAAGAACCCACAUGUGCAACAGGCAGCCCAGAAUGCAGCCAUGGGGGCUGCACAGGGUGCCAUGAAUCAACCGCAGACUCAAUAUUCUGCCACCCCCAACUACACAUACUCUAAUGAGAUGUGAGCCGGCCAAGCCCACUAGGAGGCAGGGCUGGGGGCCAGUGGGACAGGGGGCUCAAGCCACAUCAUCUGUGUGGUGACCAAGCAGGGUUCCCCCUUCCCUUUUCUCCUCCCCAACUUUGUACAAAGAAUCAGAGUUAUAUAUAUAUAUAUAUAUGUAAAUAUAUAUGUAUAUGUCUAUCCCCUGCCCCACCUUUUGGGUCCUGCUCUUGGCACCUCAAGAGCUGUGGGCUGCACAGGGAGUGGUCCUGUGCACUAGUGGCCGCGUCCAUGUCCCCUCGUGAAAUAAUGUGCAGUGGCGAUCUCUUUUUUUUUUUUUUUUUUUUUUUUUUU